ACACGGGAUCCUCCCGCCCUUCCACUCCGCGGGCUGCCGCAGCGACUAGAAACCCGCGGCGGGGCGCGUUGACACCUGCCCCGCGCGAGGCGGAACCGCCGCCGGCGCGGAUUUAGGAGGAACUGACUGACUUACAGAGGGAUCCUCCUGCUCAGUGUUCUGCAGGACCUGUAGGUGAUGACUGUAAGUAUUUUUCCAGAAGAUUUCAGAAGGCUUGCAACCAAAACCUCCAGUGUUAUCAGGGACCAGACUUCAUUCCCACUCUCCUCAUGUUCCACUGGCAGGCCACCAUCAUGGGCCCGAAUGACAGUCCUUACCAAGGAGGUGUUUUUUUCCUGACCAUCCACUUCCCUACAGAUUAUCCUUUCAAGCCCCCAAAGGUUGCUUUCACUACCAAAAUCUAUCACCCCAAUAUCAACAGCAAUGGCAGCAUCUGCCUGGACAUCCUGAGGUCACAGUGGUCCCCAGCAUUGACUGUGUCCAAAGUUCUCUUAUCCAUCUGCUCUCUGCUCUGCGACCCCAACCCUGAUGACCCUCUGGUGCCAGAAAUAGCCCACACCUACAAGGCCGACAGAGAGAAGUAUGCGUCCUCUUUGGGUUGGCUUUGUGUGCGGCUGCCCAGGUUCCCACGGACAUCUUCCUGCCCAAGCCAAGCCCAUAUACAACAGACUAGCAAGAGAGUGGACACAGAAAUAUGCUAUGUAAGUGCCUCGAAGGCUCCAUGGGAGACAGUAUCCAAGAGAAGCUUGCCAGGCAGAGUGGCCUUCCUGUGAAGCUCUGAGCUAUUGGCUAAGGCACUCACAGAACAUCCUCCGUUCACACACGUGUCGGCCAUUCACUCUCUGGCUGCAGCAUGUUGGUGGUGCCACUUUCAGCCAUUGUGGCCUUGACAGUAUCACACCUUUGAUGCCAAAUCAGCAACCAUCGUUAUGAUCUGCAGUCUUCCUGUUACACUAGAAUUGGUCUAUCCCCAGCUUUUCUGCUUGUCUCUGGGGAAUCAAGCCAUGCAUGCCUCCCCUACUUGUCCUCAAAUGGUGCACUAGUCACUAUGGCACUGUAGGGGGCCUGGUCUGCUCCCUAACCACAUGCCCUUUGCCUUUAGAACACAGUGCAGUCCUGAGGGCCCAGGGCAGAGUGGGCUUUCCUCGUACUGUCUGCCACAGAGCCAUGUCCUCAGGAGUCCGAGUGCAUCCUGGAGGCUCCUGGGAACUGGA
Molecule: messenger RNA, 1214 nt
Organism: Peromyscus eremicus (cactus mouse)
Lineage: Eukaryota; Metazoa; Chordata; Mammalia; Rodentia; Cricetidae
Gene: Ube2d4
Product: ubiquitin conjugating enzyme E2 D4 (putative)
Exons: 7
Coding region: 270-773 (167 amino acids)
Biological process (GO): protein polyubiquitination; ubiquitin-dependent protein catabolic process
Cellular component (GO): nucleus
Molecular function (GO): ubiquitin conjugating enzyme activity
Source: RefSeq, a predicted model, not a curated record